Molecule: messenger RNA, 1673 nt
Organism: Musca vetustissima
Lineage: Eukaryota; Metazoa; Arthropoda; Insecta; Diptera; Muscidae
Product: protein anachronism-like
Exons: 5
Source: RefSeq, a predicted model, not a curated record
AUGUUUGUACCAAAAAUCAUUAUCAUUUUUGGCCUCUAUUGUCUGCCAUUGCUGUUGUUUAACAAUAUUGUGGUCACAGCCGAUAAUGGGGCCAUCCACACGGCACCGGUCGAUGGCAAUAAUCGUAAACAAAUUUUGGCCAUGUUCAAUUUGACCGAAGAUCAAAUGAGCCGUAUUUUUGCCGGCAUAAAUGCAGCCAAUAAGGAAGCUGAAGCCAAUGGCAGUGUUUAUUUUAAAAAUAUCAAAGAAUUUCGUAUAAAUGAUAUCAAAAAUCGCAUCAGCAAUGCCAUACAGACAAAGAACUCCGAAGAAAUUAUUGAAUCGCCGUUACAUGAAAUGGCCGCAUAUCCCACAUGUAAUAUGGAGACCACUGAGGCAUCAUGGAUGCAGGAUAACAAUAUUACCAUACAAUUUUCUAGUACCCUCUUCGAACAAAAAAUGCAAAAUUUAAACUUGGAAUCGGCCAUUUUGCGUCUUUUCAAAAUCAAUCCAAAUGACACCCGCGACGAACAGGAAAUAAUCAAUGGUGGAGGUAAUACCGAAGAUGAUGAUGAAGAUGUUUCCGAUGAUCCCACUAAACCGAAACGUUGUGCUGAACCCAUAUUGGAUGCUCAGAUACGUGUAACCGUAUCGAUUGUCCAGCAAACGCGUCGCAAUAAACGUGAACGUAAGAAGCGUAUCUGCAACACCAUCAUGAUGAAUGUCUCUACAACCGGCUGGGUGGAAAUUGACAUACGCCGUGCCAUUUAUAUUUGGGAAAAUGUCGGCAAACAAAUGGAACAGAAUCAACAGACCCGUACCCCUAUUUUGGUCGGCUAUCUAAUGAUUGAGGUUCACGAUGAGGAGGAACAGCCAUUGAAGCCGGGCUUAUUCUUUAAGCCACCAAGUUGCAAUCAGGCAGAUCUUGCUAUCCCGUGGAAUUACUACAGACCGUACUCGCCUUCGUCUCCAUUUGCGACGCUCGAGGUGCCAAGGUACCCAAGAUUAGAUGUCAAAUUAAUGGGAUAUGCCUCAUUUGCACCAAUUAACCAACCGAACACUCAACCCGACACCGUCUAUGCUAGUCUUAAAGAUAAACUAUUCAAUUUAACGCAUAAAACCAGUUCCAGUGAAGCCGAUAACGAAUCAACCACACAAAUAGCCUCAGCUGCAGCAGCGGCCAAUAAUCAUUUACAGGAAGUCAGCGAUGUGGAUGACGAAGAAGAACAUUUGCAUCAUAAGCGUCAUUUGAAUGGGCAACAAUUAAAGGAAUCCAUUGACGAGGUAGAAGAAGAUGGGGGAGAAAUCGAAACAGAGACAAUGGAUGAUGAACAGGUUGAGGGAAAUGACGGAGAAGAUGAAGUGGCAGAAGAUGGUGUUGCAUAUAAUUAUCGGAAUCAUCCAAGACAUCGUCGUCAUCAUCAUCAUCAGGAGAAACAUCAGCGUCAUCAUCAAAGCCAUGAGAAACAAAAUAAUCAUCCAAGACAUGCUAAUCACGAUGAUGACAAAGAGAAAUCGCUUGAUGAAUUAGUUACCCCUAAUACUGAUUAUGUUAAUGUCCAUCAUAGACGUCAUUCUUUAACUACGGAGUCACCAAUAGAUCCUGUCGAAUCAACCCUUGAGAAGGAACAACAUGAAACCAAACUCUUACAACAUAUUGUCCAUAAAUUGCAGCAAGAACAAAAACAAUUAUU